This is a messenger RNA of Pararge aegeria (speckled wood butterfly), 1495 nucleotides long. Its product is annotated as putative inorganic phosphate cotransporter. NCBI's taxonomy places the organism in Eukaryota, Metazoa, Arthropoda, Insecta, Lepidoptera, Nymphalidae. The transcript has 10 exons. Gene Ontology annotation, cellular component: plasma membrane. Gene Ontology annotation, molecular function: transmembrane transporter activity. The coding region runs from base 33 to 1409 and encodes 458 amino acids. Gene Ontology annotation, biological process: transmembrane transport; monoatomic anion transport. The record is from RefSeq and is a predicted model, not a curated record.
GUUUUUAUUACUGUGAUUUUUUCAAACUAAAAAUGGGUUCUGAGGAGAUUGUGAUUAAAAAGCCAAAGUCCGUGCUGGGAGUGCGCCACGUGCAAGUGUUCAUGCUGUUUAUGGCGCUGGUGCUGGCGUUCGCGAUGCGCGUCAAUAUGAGCAUGGCGAUUGUCGCGAUGACCGACAAGAAUCAGGAGAACUCUUUCGACUGGAACAUGCAGGUCCAGAGCGUGAUCCUGUCGUCGUUCUUCUGGGGCUACAUCGUGCUGCAGAUCCCGGGCGGCGAGUUGGCAGCGAAGUUUGGCGGCAUGGUGCUGGUCACCAUCUGCAUCGGUGUCAACGCAGCCGUGUCGCUACUAAUCCCACUGGGCUCAUACUAUGGUGGGUGGAAGCUGAUAUGCGCCUGUCGUGUGCUGCAAGGACUGUCGCAAGGGUUCAUCUUCCCUUCAGUGCAUAACUUGAUUGGCAAGUGGGUGCCCUUGGAGGAGAAAAGUCGACUGGGCACUCUUAUUUAUGCUGGCUGUCAACUAGGGACAGCUCUUCAGCUCAUGGUAUCGGGCUUCAUCGCUGAAGCGUGGGGCUGGCCCGCCAUCUUCUACGCGAAUGGAACCCUCGGCGUGCUGUGGGUCGUGGCCUACGUGUUCCUUGGAGCUGAUUCCCCCAGAACCUCCAGGAUGAUUGGUGAAGAUGAAAGGAUCUACAUCCAGAGCUCCUUAGGGCAUAUUGGUACUGAACAUAAAAAACUGGCAACGCCCUGGAAGGCUAUAUUCACAUCGCUACCGUUCAUCUCUCUGAUCGUGACCCACUGCGGUCAGAACUGGGGCUUCUGGACCCUCAUGACAGAGAUGCCAUCAUACAUGAAGCAAGUGCUGGGCGUGGAUAUCAAAGCGAACGGCGUGAUGUCAGCACUGCCGUACCUCGCCAUGUACAUGCUAAGUUUCCCAAUCGGCUUCGCGUCCGACUACAUCCUCAAGAAGAAGUGGCUCAGCAUCACAGCGUGCAGGAAAGUCUCCAACUCUCUCGGUCAGUGGGGCCCAGCGUUGGCCCUGAUCGGCUUGUCCUACGUGCCAGCGGGCCACGUGGCUCUCGCCGUCGCGCUGCUGACUGUCGUCGUUGGGUUGAACGCUGGACACUACACAGGAUUUUUGAUAGUGCAUAUUGACAUGGCGCCCAACUUCGCGGGCACGCUCAUGGGCAUCACCAACUGCUUCGCCAACUGUAUCUCCAUCGUGGCGCCGCUGGCGGCCGGCGCCAUGCUCACCGAUGAGACUGAUCCAAACCAGUGGCGUACAGUAUUCUACGUGUCAUCCGCCAUAUACUUCUCCUUUAACCUAUUUUUCGUUAUAUUUGGUUCGUGUGAGAAACAAGUUUGGAACGACGUUCCCGAAGAUAAAGAUGAGGAAAAAAGCGCCAAGUAACAUUGUGAACAAUACCUUUAGUUAACAAACUCUAAAGUCACUGUUAAAAUAAUUUAAGAGUAUCGAAAUAUAAAAAUAUUAACGUA